GAUGCCCCGAGUCCCGGCCCCACCCCCGGCCAGCCUGCGGUCUAACCGCUGCCCAGUGCUUCCUGAACCCUCCCGGGAGGCCGAGGGCCCCAGCCGCUGGGAUCCUGGCCCCAGGGUGGUCCCCGAGGUCACGCCAGUCCUGAAGCAGUCAAGGCUGGAGGGAGCCGGAGAGAGCAGCUCUGCUCAGAGCCCUCCCCCACGUGUGUGGUCCCCUGCAAGUGCCCACCCACCUUCCCGCAGCACCAUGAGUGGCCCUGAGCCAGGCGCCGAGAGCCCGGAGUCCGACCACCUGCCCUGGUCAGCUCAGCCCAUCUACAGCAACCUCGGAGAGGUGCGUGCCCACCUGCUGCCCUCCAAGGCCUGCCGCCCCCGGACUCCCAGGUCCCUCUCCUCUGACCCCCAGCCCCCACCCCCGCCCCUGCCCAAGAAGACCCUCGCCCGAACCCAGUCCCUGCCCACCCGCAGGGCCCCCGGCCCCAGCUUGGCCCGAGCAGGGCAGCCUUGGCGGCCCCUCCAGAGGUCCCCCAGUGAGGACGUGAGCCGGGCCACGGCGCUGACCUUGGACGGACCCCGUGCCGCGCUGGGCCUCUCCGCCCACCCCCUGAACAGCCCCGAGGCCGUGCAGGCCGCACUGGCCGCCCGGCAGCUGGACGCCCUCCGUGACAUCCAUGCGAGGCUCCGAGCCCGGCUCAUGGGUGGCCGCCCGGGCCCCUGCCUCCCGGGCCACAGCUUCCGCCUGCUGGACAGCUUGCCCUGCGUGGAGAGCGGGGAGGCCCUCUACUACCGCGUGGUGCGCGUGGACGGGGUGGCCUGGCACGUCCUGGCUGCCAAGGUGCCCAAGCCGGGAGCGACCGUGCCCCACCCAUGGGGCGUGGAGCUGCAGGCCUCGCUGCCUCCACACUUCAACCUGCAGGGGCUGUGUGGCUUGGUGCCCGAGGGCGCACUGCCGCUGGCGCCCUGGAGAGGUCCCGCGGUGCUGGCCGCGGAGGUGCCAGAGCGUACAGUGGCGCAGUGGCUGGCAGAAGUCGGCGCACAGCGGCCGGCUGAGUCUGCGUGGGAGGUGGCCCUCUUGUUCCUGCAGCUGAGCGCCGCCCUGGAGCGCCUGGAGGCGCAGGGCGCGACCCUGCUGGAACUGCGGCCAGAGAACCUGCUGCUGGCGGCGCCGCGGGGCUGUGGGCCAGGACCCCCGCGCCUGCUGCUUGCCGACUUUGGCUGCGUCUGCCAGCGGCCCCAGGGAUCCCUGGGCGCCCAUGCGCUGCAGAUGGGUCGCCUGCUCCGCACACUGCUGGGCCCGGCCACGCCCUCGGCCACACCGGUGGCCGUGGGCCUGGAGCGCCUGGUAGCCCAGCUGCCCCGAAGGCGGCCCUCGGCGGCUCAGACGCGGGGUGCGCUGCAGACACUGCUCUGGGGGCCGGGGCUUGAGCUGCGUGGCCGCGGGGCACCGCUGGGGCCCUGGCUGCGGGUUCGCCGCGCGCUGCUGGUGGUGCACCUGGCGGAGCGCGCUGCAGGCGGGGAGGCGCCGGGCCUGGAGGACUGGCUGUGCUGUGAAUACCUGGCCGAGGCCACCGAGGCCUCGCUGGGCCGCGCCCUGGAGCUGCUGUGGGACUGACCCCAAGGAAGAGUGCACACCUACCUGUCUCCAGGCCUGCUGGAGAAGCAGCACCCCCUUCCCAGGACUGGGACAGGCCAGCAUCGCCAUCAGAGUGCAGGAGGCCAGCAACCAGCACAGGGUGUUGCUCCCACCUGGGCCGAACUCACCGCCCCAAAGGCCCCAGCAGAAAAGUCCCAACCCACAUCUCUAAGCAAAUAAAGCGCCUCCGGGCCCUUGCUAGCGUC
Marmota flaviventris (yellow-bellied marmot) is the source of this 1836-nucleotide messenger RNA. RefSeq names its product PEAK family member 3 (gene Peak3). Gene Ontology annotation, molecular function: protein kinase activity. The record is from RefSeq and is a predicted model, not a curated record. Gene Ontology annotation, biological process: protein phosphorylation. Lineage: Eukaryota; Metazoa; Chordata; Mammalia; Rodentia; Sciuridae. Gene Ontology annotation, cellular component: actin cytoskeleton; focal adhesion.